This is a messenger RNA of Talaromyces marneffei, 1908 nucleotides long. RefSeq lists its product as uncharacterized. Gene Ontology annotation, cellular component: cytoplasm. Lineage: Eukaryota; Fungi; Ascomycota; Eurotiomycetes; Eurotiales; Trichocomaceae. The record is from RefSeq and is a predicted model, not a curated record. Bases 1 to 1908 code for a protein of 635 amino acids. The transcript has 2 exons. Gene Ontology annotation, biological process: cellular response to oxidative stress.
AUGACUUCCGAAAGCGACAAUCCGCUCAUUAAAGCCUUGCCCCCCGCAACCGAUUACUUAACGUACCUGACCCUACUCGAGUACCAGCUCACCCCUGCACGCCUGCCGACCCUGCACCGACUGUUACAAGAUGAGGUCCUGACGACAAACAUCGGCUGGGACUUGGUGCAGAUUCUCUUGCCUAUGCUUCCACAAUCGCAAGACUGCCUACAAGAUGUGGCCCGAUUGGGAAAUCCGCGAGAAGUCAUAUUGAGAGUCUCGGAUAGCUUGAUGAAGCUAGAACCUGGUGAUGACGACGAGAGCGAGGAUGAGUCCAGCAACCAAGCCUCGGAGGCGGCGAAAAUACCUCGUCAUGUAAUGCAAUUCAACUGUCUAGUCGCCAUGUUGUCCGUCCUUCACCGUCGCAUCAAGACUAAAUUUCCUAGCCGUUUUAUCGCCACGUCAUUACAAGCUGCGCUGGAAGCUUACAGCUCAAUGCCGACAAACGAGACCACCAAUGCAAUCCUAGAAUUCUUACGAGAUCUGUCUCCAUCGAAGCGACCGACAUUACCACCUCGUGGAACAAGCAGUUCCUCUGUAGUACGGGUGUCGCAGGCCUCGGCCCCUGACCCCGAGGCUGCAUAUGACGAACCAACUGCAUUCGAUGACACGGCUAUGCAACGAAAGCUAAUACAAUUUGGCCUGAUUGAGGUACUAAAGACGUAUAUGCUCAGUCUAUCAACUCCAGAUAACUCUGGGUUAUGGCUUGCUUUGAGAUUGCUAGAAAAAUCAGCUCAGCGGGAGAGACCAUCAACAGAUCGCAUUUCGAGGAUUCGAAUGUAUACAGAGGAUGAGCAACUCAAGGAGCGAGAUUUAAUAGUUGGGAGGAUCUGCGCUCUAUCACGAGACAUUGGUAUCAAGGAUGAAGAUCUCUUGGAUAUUGUUUUGACUCCGGCAGAGUCCCAUCCCCCACCUAUCGAUUUUGAAGAGAUACCAAAAUCAGCAGAGGAAAUACCAAUAGAAAGACAUGGCGCUUUACUCUUGCUAGCUGCUCGGUCUUCCGCUGCCACUUUGUUUGAAGGUGCUGAAACUGCACGAAUCCCAGUAUAUCCGGACAUAGGAGCAAUUUUGUCGAAUUUUGUCGGUUCUGACAUUGCAGAUCAGGCUGCAGAUGAACAGGCUCAAGCCCUUUACGACGCGUUGUUAGCACUUACGAUAAUCUCGUCCCAGAAAGAGGUUGAGAAGCCGGCGGAUGAUGAGCAAUUUGCAGCCCUGGUACUCGCAUUGACAAGAUGCAGUUGUCGUCAAACUUACAAUGGUCUUCGAAAUAUUCCAGCUGCUAUCGUACACAGUAAUCCGUCCCUGGAAUCUCGGUUCAAUUUGAUACAUGAUAUUAUACAAACGGACGAAUUACUCUAUGCUCGAGAAAGCGCAAUAGGCUGGCUCAAAGAUGAGAUAUUGAUGGCAACAAAGACUCAAGAUGAGAAUGAUAACAUCUUCAUUGACCCACAAUAUUUCUCAAAGAUCUCGACGUCCCUUUACAACGCUUCCGCGUUUCAGACUCUUGAUAUGUCCGAAGAGAUUGUCAUUUCAUGGAUUAGCUUCUCACAAUCCCUCGCGCCUUACCUUCAUGCCGCUCUCAACUUAUACUACGUCAUUAUCAGCUCGCUUCAAUUACGCGAACAAUUCAAGAUUGAGAAUAAGUAUGCUUCAUUCCGCAAAAACUUUCUCGAACCCUUGAGAUCAAUCUGUCACGCAUUCGAAGAAGACUUAGUGCAGAAUGGUGGCGAUGGGCAUAUCGAAGCCGUCGUGGGCGAGGAAAUGUGUCAAGUCGGAAUGGCGCAGUCUGUUGGGCUGUUGUUUCAUAUUAUCGAACAGGUUGAUGAGAAGCUGGGCGAAUUAUUCGGAGACGAAUCAGUUAGAACUUAG